Molecule: messenger RNA, 384 nt
Organism: Opisthorchis viverrini
Lineage: Eukaryota; Metazoa; Platyhelminthes; Trematoda; Opisthorchiida; Opisthorchiidae
Exons: 3
Coding region: 1-384 (127 amino acids)
Source: RefSeq, a predicted model, not a curated record
AUGAGGCGGCCUGGUGCAGCGCAUUCAGUAGCCUGGAAACAUCACAAACGGGAGAUUCAGCUGGGUUCCAGUCAGUGCACGUCUUCACCAGCUGGCUGUGAUGUUCGUCUGAUAUGUGAAGUUCGUUGGAUGGGCCCGUUUUCUUCAGAGCAGCGUUCACCCACCAAACUGACCAAUCGAAUGCAAGUACAAUCAAGCGAUAAACUGAGCUCCGCUAUGUCGGACCACCCCACCACGGGCGAUGACACGUGCACCCCAAAGCGAACUUAUUCGCUCAACCGCUCACUUGAUCUCUCCACCACCCCGCUCCGUCAAAAUCGGUACCAUGGACGAGCCACCACGAGCCCCGGACAGGAGGGAGUAGCCCGCUUGUACACCCCCUGA